UACCUUUUUCCUCCCCACUCUCCUCCAACUCUCCCAUCAGGACCAACAGGGAUGUGAUGCGCUCCUGAACGCGCACAAAAGGGCUGGAGAGCAACUUUUUGUCCCCCUCUGAAAGUGGCUCCAGGGUUGAAAGAGGGUGACUUGGUUGAGUGUUUUCUCUCUUGGAAGAACAGAACUCAGCAGCCCUGUCCUGUGUUGUGUUUCCCAUAUGUCGCGAAAGCAGCUCGACCAUGACUACAACCUCCGUAGUAUGAGCAACCUGAUGGGCGAGAGGUGGAAGAAAGUGAACGAUGGAGGCGAGCGGAGUCUCAUCAAAGCUCCAUCCAGCGCCAGCAUCAGCAGCCAGGGCGCAUCGGCUGGAUCCUCCACCGCCGGAGCUCCCGCAGCAGCAGCAGCAGCAGCGGCGUCCACCUCCUCCACCUCCACCGGCGACCUGGAGAGGGCUGCCCGCAAGCAGUUCCAGCAGGAUGUCACGCCGGGGUUCGUCUACGUCCUGGCCGUGUUCUCCGCCCUGGGGGGCUUUCUGUUCGGCUACGACACCGGGGUGAUCUCCGGGGCGAUGCUCCUGCUGAAGAGGGAGCUGGAGCUGAGCGCACUGUGGCAGGAGCUGCUCAUAUCAAGUACUGUGGCCGCGGCCGCCCUCUCCGCGCUGCUGGGCGGCUUCCUCAACGGGCUGUUCGGGCGCAGGGUGUGCAUCCUGCUCGCCAGCUUCUUCUUCACCGUCGGCGGGAUCGUGCUGAGCGCCGCGCCCGGGAAAGAGGUGCUGCUGGCGGGGAGGAUCAUCGUCGGAGUGGGGCUUGGUAUUGCUUCCAUGACGGUGCCGGUGUACAUCGCCGAGGCCUCCCCGCCUCACCUCAGAGGUCAGCUGGUCACCGUCAACACCCUCUUCAUCACCGGGGGACAGUUCACCGCCAGCCUCAUCGACGGCGCCUUCAGCUACCUGCAGCGCGACGGCUGGAGGUACAUGUUGGGUCUGUCGGUGCUUCCCGCUGUGCUCCAGUUCAUGGGAUUCCUCUUCCUGCCGGAGAGCCCUCGCUGGUUAAUCCAGCGUGGUCUGACCCAGAAGGCCCGCCGAGUGCUCAGUCAGAUAAGAGGCAACCAGAACAUAGACGAGGAAUACGACAGCAUCAAAAACAGCAUCGAGGAGGAGGAGAAGGACAGCGGAGGAGAUGGCCCGGUGAUCUGGCGGAUGCUGACCUACCCCCCGACUCGGCGAGCCCUCCUGGUGGGCUGCGGUCUUCAGAUGUUCCAGCAGCUUUCGGGAAUCAACACGGUCAUGUACUACAGCGCCACCAUCCUGCAGAUGUCAGGAGUUCGGGACGACAGACUGGCGAUCUGGCUGGCCGGACUCACCACCCUCACCAACUUCCUGUUUACUCUGCUGGGAGUCUGGUUGGUGGAGAGAGUCGGCCGCAGGAAGCUCACCUUGGGCAGCAUCAUCGGUACAUGUUUGAGUUUGAGUCUGUUGGCCGUUGGUUUUCUGAUUUCGGCCCAACACACUCCUCCCGUCACCUUCCACCCAUUAGACCCAGCCAUGGCCAACUCUACCUGCUCCAAGUACCAGCUGUGUGAGCCGUGCAUGCUGGACCCCGGAUGUGGAUUCUGUUACAGCGAGAACAGCUCGGCGCUACUCACCUCCUCCUGCGUUCCCGUCAAUAAGGCCUCCACCGAGCACGCAGCAUGGGGCAGAUGCUCCAACUCCACCCUGAUGAGAGAUCACACUUACUGGGCCUACAACUACUGUCCCACCUCCUACUCCUGGCUGGUUUUACUGGGUCUGAUGUUCUACCUGGCUGCUUUUGCUCCUGGUAUGGGUCCGAUGCCGUGGACCAUCAACUCUGAGAUCUAUCCUCUGUGGGCCAGGAGCACUGGAAACGCCUGCGCCGCCGGAGUCAACUGGACCUUCAACAUCCUGGUGUCGCUCACCUUCCUGCACCUGGCUCAGUACUUCACCUACUAUGGCGCUUUCUUCCUCUACUCCAGCCUGGCCUUGCUGGGUUUUGUCUUCAUCUAUGGCUGCCUGCCAGAGACUAAAGCCCGGCGUCUGGAGGAGAUUGAGGCGCUGUUUGAAAACCAGCUCUGUUCGUGCGGCGCCUCUGAUUCAGACGAAGGGCGGCAGGUCGAGUACAUUCGGGUCAAAGGUUCAAACUACCACCUAUCGGACAACGAUGCUUCAGACGUGGACUAGUGGGGAGCGUUGGUAACCCCCCCUCUGGGUGUUCGGUUGCGUUGCUGAAACAUGCAGAGUGGUUGGGUUGGUUUGUAAUAGUUUUCCUUUUUGUGUGAUCUGAGGAGUUUCCCUCAGUGUGCGGUUAAGUAUUACAGUCUAAAAGACCCUUUUGCUUCUGUCAGUUAGUUCACUUUCAAAUCAGCCAGUUCAGGAAAUCAUUGAUGAUGCUUUAGCCGGAGUGUGAAUGUUUUGCUUUCAGCUUAUUCUCUGAAUUGAAGGUGAACUGACACCUGAUCUGGUACAAGACCUGCUUUAGCCAGUUUUCAACCAAUAGCUCAACUACGACAGUCUUUGCCUUGUCCAUCCAUAACAAAACAAACAUGCAUAUAGAGGUUUCAGCGUAUUUUUUACAGAGACACGUUAAUGACACAAACUAUAAUGGCCUUUUUCUCUCACAUAAAGUCAGGAAAAUGCCCCUAAUAUUUUGUACAGUUCUUUAAAUAUCAUUAAUAUAUGAUGUUGUGCAUAAAGUAUAAAGUAUCCCAGAGCAUAUGUUAGAAUUCCAUUGAAAAAGAUGCAGUAAAUGUGGUUUUUGGAAACCAGGUUUGUGCGUCCGCGAAAUUUUUGUUGGCUGUUGUCGAUCUAUAGUACCAUUAUGCCUUUUUUGUAUGAGACGCGUCUCUGUUAAAUGUCGUUUCGGCUAGUAGCGUAGCACACUAACGCCAGUUCCUCAUGAUGGCAGUCUUUAGUUUGUGGUCAGUGUUGAGAUUUUUUAGAAAAGCAAUCACCAGGAAUGCAGUGUGUUGUUACCAUCAGUGGAUGCCUCAAGAAAACCACUGUAGCAGCACUGAAAGGAUGAAUUUAUGUUGCUACGGUUUGUCUAUUUAAGUAUUUAUUUAAAUAAAUUUAGUUUUUUUCCAGUCCUUUUUCACACAAAUUACAAAUUGCUUUAUUUUUUUAUUUCAAUCCUAUUGCUUACCUGCUUCUAAAAAUUGCAGUUUUUAGCAGAAUACUACAGUUUGCCACACUCUUCACCAUGAUCGUAGUAACUUCUGGAUAUACUGUAUAUGUAGAAUCCAGCAAAAACAACCAGUCGGUUUCGUCUGUAGCAGUAAAGUAAAACGUUAGUACGAUAAAAGCGAUUUUAAAGUAUCUGAACAUGACAAUAUUAGUGCCUGUGUAUUGUGAAGGUGCCUAAUGGCCAUUGUUUUCCAGUCCCAUUCCCCUGCAGCUUUAUUUAUUUAUGCAUAUUUGCACUUCACCUGUGAUGGAAUGUUAUUUAUUUUUUUUAUCGUAAUUUUAUAUAUUUUUGUCUUCCUCCAUAGCCUUUUGUACAAAUAGCAGAGCAUAUCAUUUAUGUAGUUUCUCGUGUCAAAUGUUGAGGAGUAGGCUUUAGCGUAAUUUACCAAUGUUGUUUUGUAAACCUUGUAAAACUGUGGGAGGUUGCACCUUGUUAGUCAAAUAGGUCUCUGUGUAGCAAAAACUGUUGGAAAGUAGACAACAGAGUAAUUGUGUGUAACAAAAUAAAGCAGGUAAAUAACAAAUUAACAGGCUGCUACUGUGGCAGUCCUAAUCCAUUAUGAUUAGUAAAGUUUAAUACCUCUUUUUUUUUUUUUUUUUUUUUUUAAUUGAAUAAGCAGCUUGCCAUCAAUGUCUUCAGUGACCCAUUAAAAGUCAGUGGUAUUUACAUCAAGUAUUGUGAUAAUUUUGGUAUUUUGCGGGUGUCACAGUGACACACGGGUGACAAUGGAAAUCAGUAUGAAUAAAGCCAAAUUCCUCUCACUAAAGGCAACACAAUAGGAAUAUAUUGUAUCUUACUGUUCAGAAAAACAGCUUCAACAGUUCAUAGUCACCCAUUUAUUUACCAAUCAUUCUAUUUUGUAAUUGCUGAUGAUUUUCCAAAGCAUACCACACAUAUUAAAGAUCAAUUUGACUAGACUUGUUUGAAAGACAUAUUAAAUCAUGGUAUUUAACACAUUACAGUCAACAAAAAAAAAUCUACUUUUAAACAUAUGCUUUUGAAAAUGAUCAGCACUAAUAUAGUGAAGCUCCUGUGAUUUGUUGUUAUGGGGCUGAAACAUGCAGAAUCGUAGUCUUUAAAGCUAGUGGGAUAAAGGAAAGAUGAUAAACUUGGACCAGUUUUUGUACAUUGUGAAUCGUAAUCAAGAAAUACAAAAAAAAUGGGUUUAUCUUCUUUGCUAAGGCGGACUGAAAGGUGGAGAAAACUACUACUGACUUCAAAAUGCAAACGUAUUCUUUUAAGUGUUUGUCAAGGAAGAGCUGUCUUAAAACCACACAAACUAGUUUUGUACUGAAAGUAUUAUUGCAGAUACACACACACACACACACACACACACAGAUCAAGCUGUCCGUAAUACAGAUUGUGUAAUGAAAACUUGUGUCGACCAAAUAUUUACCGUGAUUGUUUGCGGCUGCGCGUUGUCGAAGAUAAUGUGGUGUCCAGCCCUUAACAUCCAGUUGUGUUACCGCUGUCCUCCUCUACCACAGUAGGGGGGAGCAUUCGAUGUGUACUUAUGGUGAAAUGGUUGCAAUUUUUUUCUAUGUGAACCAAUUACGUGUGUUUCUAAAGUUUACCAGGAACUACAAAAAUACAAAUAAACGAGUGCUGUAAAGUAUAUUUGAUUAUUGUUCAAGCUGUAAAUGUUUUGCUAGAGUUUAUAUUAUAUAAAGAUAAAUAUCUUCAUGAAAUCUUAUGUAUAUGGGGAAAGAAAUAAACUUAUGAAUCAGAA
Molecule: messenger RNA, 4920 nt
Organism: Amphiprion ocellaris (clown anemonefish)
Lineage: Eukaryota; Metazoa; Chordata; Actinopteri; Pomacentridae
Product: proton myo-inositol cotransporter-like
Exons: 10
Coding region: 209-2188 (659 amino acids)
Biological process (GO): transmembrane transport
Cellular component (GO): membrane
Molecular function (GO): myo-inositol:proton symporter activity
Source: RefSeq, a predicted model, not a curated record